This is a messenger RNA of Setaria italica (foxtail millet), 1425 nucleotides long. RefSeq lists its product as uncharacterized. NCBI's taxonomy places the organism in Eukaryota, Viridiplantae, Streptophyta, Magnoliopsida, Poales, Poaceae. The transcript has 4 exons. Bases 196 to 957 code for a protein of 253 amino acids. Gene Ontology annotation, cellular component: chloroplast. The record is from RefSeq and is a predicted model, not a curated record.
GACUCCACGCAACCCAAUCCAGUAAUCCUUCCCCUCCGCUCGGCCGGCCCCUCGCCUGUCGGCUGUCGCCGCCUCUCCGUCCGACCGCCCCAUCCUUCUUUCCCUUCCGCCUCCGCGUCCCCAAUCCUCCGCCGCCGCCGUUGGUCUCCACAGUUUUGGCUCUAAGCUAUUGUGGGAUUCAAGAAGUACGGCAACAUGAGCUACUACCAAGCUACAAUGAACAAGCCUCACAGUACACUCACUGCCUACAGGCCAGUAGCUGGUCUUGGAAGGACCCACGAGCUGCUUGGUCGACAUUCUAUGUGCCUACAUUCUACCAGAUCUUGCAAGCUGCAACAGAAACUGUAUCCGAGGCUUGUUCUUGUUUCCGCUUGCCAUAAAAGGCUUGGUCCUGUAUAUGCCUCGAGUGGAAAAGAGAACUCUCAGCUUGUCAAUGACCCUUUCUCAAUGGAAUCUUUGAACAAAGCUAUGGCUCAAGCAAAAAGACCAAGGUCCUUGCAAGACUUGCUGAGAGAGCAGAUGGCUAAGCUUCGAGGGCAAGGAUCUGGUGGAAAUGGAGGAAACAAAAACCGAUAUGGAGGUAGUGGUGGUGGUUCUGACGGCCCAGAGGAUGAAUCUUUCAAGGAUUCAUUAUAUGAGAUGAUCCAGAUUCUGAUAGCAACUAUUGCCUUCAUAAUUGUGUAUAUCCACAUAAUAAGAGGGGAGGAGUUAUACCGCCUUGCUAGGGACUACACCAGGUAUCUAGUCACUGGUAAGAGAACAGCUCGACUGAAACGUGCCAUGCUGAACUGGCGUGAGUUUUCUGAGAGCAUCACCAAGAAGAAUGGCGCACAAGAAGACUACUACGGAAGAUCAGAUUCUUCUGAAUCCACAUGGUGGCAGCAGCCUCAACAGCUUGCACGUCGUUUGGAGGAGCUCUUCAGAGGCUAUUUGCGCCCUCACGCCCAGGAGUCGUAGCUCUGGUGCCACACUGUUUUGUCGGCCUCUGAAAAAAUUCUGGUUGUGGUAAUGUAUAGAUGACUAAGAUGAGUAGCUGCUUGAAUGGAGGAGCGCAGUACGUGAAUGCAGCUUACGUGAAUGGAGUAGACGACCUGCUGCCGUUGGUCGUUCUCGCCUACUGUUGUGGAAUACAUUCUCUGUCCGAGGUUAGUGUAAUAGCCUGUUAGGUUCAGAACGGAAAGGAUGGGGCAGUUCCUGUUUGGUUUUUGUAGUGCUAGUACUUUUCGAGACCCGGCUGUUGUGAUGGUCCGCCGGUCAAUGGUAUGCUGGUGGCAAACUUGAAUGCUGCAUCUGACGAACCAUAACUGCGUGUGACGCACAAGUGCCAAAAGAUAUUGCAAUCGCUGCUGCGAAGCAUAUCAAACUUUUGCAUGAUGCAUCUGUCUGUAUUGGUUUCAUUUUACUGUCGAAUGGCACUUCACUUCA